Messenger RNA from Propithecus coquereli (Coquerel's sifaka), 6322 nucleotides. It is a transcript of the gene NHSL1, whose product is annotated as NHS-like 1. Lineage: Eukaryota; Metazoa; Chordata; Mammalia; Primates; Indriidae. Bases 1 to 4914 code for a protein of 1637 amino acids. The record is from RefSeq and is a predicted model, not a curated record. Gene Ontology annotation, biological process: cell differentiation. The transcript has 8 exons.
AUGAAAAAGGAACGCUCUUCAGGUUCCUUCAGACUCAAGCCACAUGCAGGCUCUCUCUCACGUGCUGUGAGUUGGAUAAAUUUCUCCUCCUUGUCCAGGCAGACAAAGAGGCUGUUUCGCAGUGAUGGAGAGCUCUCGGUCUGUGGGCAGCAGGUGGAAGCGGACGAUGAGAACUGGAUAUACAGAACCCAGCCCAGAAAAGCGGUUUCCAACCUAGAUGAGGAGAGCCGCUGGACAGUCCACUACACUGCUCCAUGGCACCAGCAGGAGAAUGUGUUCCUUCCCACCACAAGACCCCCUUGCGUUGAGGACCUGCAUCGCCAAGCCAAGCUCAACCUCAAAUCAGUAUUGCGGGAAUGUGAUAAAUUGCGGCGGGAUGGCUACCGAAGUUCUCAGUACUAUUCUCAGGGACCCACCUUUGCAGCCAACUCCAGCCCACUCUGCGAUGAUUAUCAAGAUGAGGAUGAAGAAACAGAUCAAAAGUGUUCUUUCUCCUCAUCAGAAGAAGAAAGAUUUAUUUCCAUCAGGAGACCUAAAACACCAACCUCAAGUGACUUCUCUGACCUUAAUACUCAGACGAACUGGACCAAGUCACUUCCACUGCCAACCCCAGAAGAGAAGAUGCGACAGCAGGCCCAAACAGUCCAGGCUGAUGUGGUUCCGAUUAACAUAACCGGGGAGAAUUUCGAUCGCCAGGCCAGCCUUCGGCGGUCUCUAAUUUACACAGACACUCUGGUAAGACGACCGAAGAAAGUCAAAAGGAGAAAGACUAUUACAGGAGUCCCUGACAACAUUCAGAAGGAGCUAGCAUCUGUCACUGGUCAAGAUGAUGGUGGUGGUCAUUCUGUGUUCACCCCAGACCACUACUCUACACUAGGAAGGCUUGAUAGCUAUCGGUCUGCUGGGCAGCGCUCAGAAACCAGGGACUCCAGCUGUCAGACUGAGGACGUAAAAAUCGUGCCACCAUCAAUGAGAAGAAUCAGGGCACAGAAGGGGCAAGGCAUUGCUGCCCAAAUGAGCCACUUCUCGGGCUCCUCUGGCAACAUGUCCGUGCUGAGCGAUUCUGCGGGUAUCGUGUUCCCUUCUCGCCUCAACAGCGAUGCCGGUUUCCACAGUCUGCCACGUUCUGGAGCAAGGGCGAACAUUCAGUCCCUUGAGCCGAGGCUGGGUGCCCUGGGCCCUGCAGGAGACAUGGAUGGCAGUUUCCCCUACGAGGGGAGUAACCCACAAGUAGAUGAACACUUAGGACAUUUAGGAGGUGCCUCAAGGACUGGAAAACUUUUGAGGCCCAAAUCCCAGGAGCUGAGGCACUUGGAGAGUGAAAAUAUAACAAGCCCAGCGUGUGUGGUUUCUCCUCAUGCGACGUAUUCCACCAGCAUCAUCCCAAAUGCUACACUGUCUUCCUCUUCAGAGGUCAUUGUUAUUCACCCUGCUCAGAAUGCAGGGCUUUUGGACAGUAAAAUUGCCAGCUCAUCCUCAUAUGCAAAAAUAAAAUCCAGAGACCACCUCAUCCCCAGGCAUGCUGUGAAAGAUGACCAUCAGCCUCCCAGCUAUUACUGGAAUGAGGGUCACCCCGCCAUUCUUUCUCAAGCCUUAGACACCCAUUCGCCCAGUGCAGCCACACUGUUGUCCCUCUGUGAUUCCACGGUCUGUCUAAAUGCCCCAGCAAAUAGGGAGAAUGGGUCCCAAGCUGUGCCAUAUCACUGUAGAAACAGCCUGCGCUUCCCAGCCCACCCACAGGAUGUGGAUGGCAAGAGCGAGUCUAGUUAUUCAGGGGGUGGAGGGCAGAGCAGCUCGGAGCCCUGGGAAUACCAAGCCUCAGGUAAUGGGCGGGCAUCCCCACUGAAGCCACAUGUGGCAACUCCUGGGUACUCCACUCCGGCAAGUAACAUGAGCAGCUGCAGUUUGGACCAAACGUCCAACAAAGAGGAUGCAGGGUCGCUGUAUUCCGAGGACCAUGAUGGCUGCUGCACGUCCAUGCACACCGACUCUGGACGUGGAUCUGGGAAUCUGUGCAAUAGCAGCGAUGGCUUUGGACACCCCAGGCACAGUGUGGUCAAUGUGUUUGAUGGAAGAGCUCAGAAAAACCAAGGGGACCGGUCAAAUUGCCAUGAUAAAUCCCUUUCGAGAAACAUCUCUCUGAAGAAAGCAAAGAAGCCUCCCCUGCCACCCUCCAGGACAGACUCCCUCCGUAGGCUUCCCAAGAAGAACGGCCAGUCUAACGGGCAGGUGCUCAACGAGAGCCUGAUCGCCUCGCUCCAGCACUCGCUGCAGCUGAGCCUGCCGGGCAAGGGCGGCAGCUCGCCCUCCCAGAGCCCCUGCAGUGACCUGGAGGAGCCCUGGCUGCCCCGCUCUCGGAGCCAGAGCACGGUCAGCGCCGGCAGCAGCAUGACGUCCGCCACCGCCCCCAACGUCUACUCCCUGUGCGGGGUCACGCCGUCGCAGAGCGACACCAGCAGCGUCAAGUCGGAGUAUGCAGACCCGUGGGGCUACUACAUCGACUACACGGGCCUGCAGGAAGACCCGGGCACCCCAGGAGCGGCACGCUCGGCCAGCAGUGGGGCGCCCGCUGGAAACGGGCCGGUCCGCCACGCCCAGGAAGGGCCCAGGGCCGCCUUGCCCCAAGCGCCCGGCGGUUCCGUCAAACCAAAGAUCACAUCGCCGGAGAAGUCACACAGAGUCACUUCUCCAUCCAGUGGGUAUUCCAGCCAGUCGAAUACACCCACAGCACUCACCCCCGUGCCUGUGUUUUUAAAAUGCGUGCCACCAGCAAACGGGAAGGGGAAGCCCAAGCCCAAGGUACCAGAAAGGAAGUCCUCUCUGAUAUCCUCAGUGUCCGUUUCCUCGUCGUCCACUUCUCUGUCCUCUAACACCUCGACGGAAGGCGGCGGCACUAUGAAGAAGCUGGACGCAGCCUCGGCCUGUCCCCUGGGGCACCCCCCGCCUCCGCCCGCGCCCCUGCUCCUGCCUCCCCCGCCUUUGGCCGACUGUCCCGAGGGCUCUGCGCUGCCUGCCUCUCCCGUGUUCCCCCCUCCGCCACCAGAAGCUCUCGCUCUCUUCUGCUCCCCUCCUGACGGGUGCCUUCCUCCUGCCCCCACUGCACUGAGCCCCCUUCUUCCAGAUUCUUCUGCGCCCUUGCCAUCACCUCCGCCUUUCCCACCCUCCUUGGAGCCCCCGCCUGCCCCGCCUCUCGACCCCAAACUCAUGAGGGACCCCAGGCCUUCUUUCCCCAACUCCAGCCAGCCUGACUCCUCCCGGGAGGCCUUCAGGCCGCCUUCCGCCAAGGAGGAGAGCAGCAGACCCCCCAUGCCCCUCAUAACCACGGAGGCGCUGCAGAUGGUGCAGCUGAGGCCGGUGAGGAAGAACUCGGGCGCCGGGGCGGCACUGCCGUCUGAACCAACAGCUCAGGAAAAACGAACUCCAGUUGCUCCACAGUACCACUUAAAGCCAUCUGCCUUCCUGAAAUCCCGAAAUAGCACACAUGAAAUGGAGAGUGAAAGCCAGCCUGUCUCCGUGACAAGCUCGCUCCUGACGCCUGCCAAGAGCUCGAGUCAGGGUGACCAUGGCAGUGCAGCCGAGCACGGCGGCCCGCCGAGCGCCGGGGAGGCAGAGGCUCGGCCCGGCCCCAGGACCGGCCCGCUCCCCGACUCCUCACCCAGCAGGAAGCCACCACCCCCCAUUUCCAAGAAGCCCAAACUGUUCCUGGUGGUGCCACCUCCGCAGAGAGAUUUUGCAGCGGAGCCCGCAGAGAACGUGAGCGAAGCCCUCCGAGCCGUGCCCAGCCCCACGAGGGGAGAGGAGGGCUCUGCACACUGCAAAGAGACGACAGAGAGUUCUGCAGCCCGAGCUGGCUUUCAUGCGACGCACCCCAGCAGCUUGGUUGGUGAGGGAGGAGCUGCAGGAUCCGUGUCCCCCGGCAGAGUGGAAGCCAAUGCCCCCAUGGUACAGCCUGAUGCCUCGCUUGCCGCCCAGCAGGAAGAGCCACCCGAGAACAGCACGGAUGGUGGUGACAACGUGGAGAGCUGCCUGUCUCGACAGGAUGAAGGGGCCGGGGUGCCGCAGACCGACACGGCCGCGUCCUCAGAGGCCUGUGACUUCCCCAGGGAAGACGAGAGUGAUGAGGUGAUGACCCCCAGUAGACCCAGGACCACAGAAGACCUUUUUGCAGCUAUUCACAGAUCCAAAAGGAAGGUCCUUGGCCGUAAAGAUUCAGAUGAUGAUCACUCCCGAAACCAUUCUCCCUCCCCGCCAGUGACACCCACCGGCACUGCCCCGAGCCUGGCCUCUCCAAAGCAAGUGGGAUCGAUUCAGAGGAGUGUCCGAAAGAGCAGCACCAGCAGUGACAACUUCAAAGCUCUGCUGCUCAAAAAGGGGAGUCGUUCGGACACCAGCGCCCGCAUGUCGGCGGCGGAGAUGCUCAAGAACACAGACCCUCGAUUCCAGAGAUCGAGGUCGGAGCCUUCGCCAGACACCCCCGAGAGCCCGUCAAGCUGCUCCCCAAGCAAGAACAGAAGGGCCCAGGAAGAGUGGGCCAAGAACGAAGGGUUGAUGCCUCGGAGUCUGUCCUUCUCCGGCCCCAGGUACGGCCGCAGUCGGACUCCGCCGUCUGCAGCCAGCAGCAGGUACAGCAUGCGGAACCGGAUCCAGAGCAGCCCCAUGACGGUCAUCUCGGAGGGCGAAGGCGAAGCCACGGAGCCUGCAGACAGCAGAGCGCGCGGGGCGCUGGGCGCUGCCAAGGGAUGUCCGCUGGACGGACUGGCGGGGGAUGAGAUGGACGAGGGCAGUCCGCUCUGCGCCGAGGCGCCUGGCGCCUCCCUGCGGCCACAGGCCCCCGGCCCCGCAGAUGGGACAGCCAGUGCAGAGGACAGGGAGCCGUCAGAGCAGCGCGGAGGUUCUCCGAGGGAGGAGAGUUAGGGACAAGAACGUGACUCUCCCGGGUGAUGGGGGAGAGAGGAGCGAUGCAUCGCUCUAGGAAGCCUGCUAGGUGCCCUUGCCUGGCUUGCACGGGGGUCCCACUCGCUGUGUGUGCCGUGGCCCCAGCGUCGCCAGCCCUGCAGUGUGAGCGGAGGGUUAUUUAGGACUCACUUGGCACUUGCCCUGUGGCUUAAAAGCAAGUAGAAGCUUAAACUUCUGAAAGUGCUUCCUGGGGAAGAUUUUUUUUUUUCCUAAAUACUGGGGGUGUGUCAAGGGUGUAUGAGGGUGUGUGUGCAUUUUGAACACUUUUGAUUUUUAAAAAAUACACACACACACAAACAGCACGUACAGAAAUAGGAGAAAGCAAGCCAGAGUUAGGCUCGGUAGAGUAAGCUGGGAGUCUUCUGGACUAGGUGGUAACCGCUUUCAAAGCAUUUUGUUUAUGGAAACUUGUGAGUUCCAUGAGAAGGGAGAAGACGUUGCUUCUACGAAAGAGGCGGUAGAUUUGCUGGUUCUUGAUGCACAGAACGCGUGGAUGUAUGCACAUGUGUGCUGCGGGGUGGGCUGUCCCGAUGAGCGCAGAGAAGCUGGGAAAGGGCUAAGUGACUAAUUGGUUCAGGUACUUUUUUUCUGGGGGGGAAUAGGCUUUGUUUCCUUUUUUGUAAACAUGACACACGUCAAAGUGGCAACGCUGUAACUUGGUGCCUGCUGCUGUGCAGCCACAUACACACAACUUUUAGCCUGAUUUUUAGAAGCGUGGGGAAUUUUUAAAUGCAUUUUCUUCUUGAGUAGCAGCUGAGGCCUUCUUUGAGAACGGAAGUGACCUGCGGACAUACAGACAGGGAGAGAGAGGAGAGGGGGAGAGGGGUAGGUGAUACACUGCUGGAAUUGGUUUCCUGACUAAUAAAUAAAAUUAUUUUGCAGAAUUAAAUUUGAAAACUUGCACUACCGAACUGUGGGUGGAGCUUUUCCUUUUACAACAGUUUUUUGUUUUUUUUUUUUUUACCAGAGUUUAAACUUCCAUUUGGCAAUUUCCUAUCACUUGAAAUGUCAACAUUUGCUAACUUUUGGAUAUCCUUUUGGUUACACCAAAGAAAAGUUAUGGCUAUUUUUCUGUCCUUGAAUUGCCUGCAGUAUCAUGUCCUAAUUUAGAAAGGUUUAUCAAAAUCUAUUAUAUAUAUUAUCUUACUUUGAAGAAAAUGCUGAAUAGCUCUGUUAGUCAAAUAAACUGAUAAAAAUUGGUAGGGCUUGGCUAUUAUUUAGCCCUGGGAAAUGAGUUUUUAGAUUAAAAAGGGGUUUUUUUUUUUGCAUCAUUUGUUUUGUGCAUUUUUAAAUUUGUUUUUAAAUAAUUGAGUUGCUAAUUACCUUCUAAUCUCCAAUCAGAAUUUCAACACUUUUAGAUGUGGGA